GGCGACCCGGCGUUCCCGGCUUUCUUCCCAGCUGCUCCCGCUCACUCUGCUCCCUUCCUUUCCCGGACUCUUCCGGCCGCCUCACCCUGCCCACCGGCCCGGGUCGGGACUACACGCUGGGUGCCCAGGCCGUGGGACCGAAAUUCUUAGUGGUAACCGCGAGAGGAGGGAACAGAAGCCAGGCAAACUGGAGAAAACUGCUCUGAUCUGACUUGGCUUCAACCAGGAGCUGACGCUGCAUAGUAAUAACCAGCUUUUACUAAGCUCUCUCACAGCUUCCCAAGAACAGCAGGAAUUGACUCCAGGCCCAUUCUCCAUCAGCUGCUGGCUACACUUACAUAAGGUGUUUCUGUCUAGUGGUGACCAUAGGGCCAAGCUCUACCCAGUGUCUUCAUUCUCUAUGGUACACUGACCCAGAAGAUUUUGCAACCCUGGCCCAUCACUUACUUACCUUGAAACGGCCCUUGGCCAUUUUUUGUAAGAGAAAUGUCAGAAAGCAUCCCAGGUUCUGAUAUUCCGACACACCUGGGUCUUCUGCUGGAGCGAUGACCUCAUGACCAGGUUGAUAGACAGUGCUGCUUGUGUCUGUGACACAGAGCUUUGGCUGCUCAUACUGAAGCACGAUGCUCCAGCAGGUGAAUGGCCACAGUUCAGGCACUGAUGCCGAAGGCAAGGCAUCCCUCAAGGGAGACCUACAGCAGUUCCUGGAUGGGGAGGCCCCACUCCACCAGCUGGAUGACCUCACCAAGGUGAAUCCUGUGACACUGGAAACAGUCCUGAGGUGCUUGCAGGCCCGGUACACAGAAGACAUAUUCUAUACCAAUGCUGGCUGUACCCUGGUAGCUCUGAACCCCUUCAAGCCCAUCCCUCAACUCUAUGCACCAGAGCUGAUGCAAGAGUACCAUGCUGCGCCUCAGCCUCAGAAACUGAAACCCCACAUCUUCACAGUGGGUGAACAGACCUACAGGAAUGUCAAGAGCCUGAUUAAGCCAAUCAACCAAUCCAUUGUGGUCAGUGGAGAAAGUGGAGCUGGAAAGACAUGGACAUCCCGCUGCCUGAUGAAGUUCUAUGCUGUGGUAGCUUCCUCAUCUGCUUCCUGUGAGAACCACAAGAUGGCAGAGAGGAUUGAACAGCGGAUCCUGAACUCCAACCCUGUUAUGGAAGCAUUUGGGAACGCGUGCACACUGAGGAAUAACAACAGCAGUCGCUUUGGGAAGUUCAUCCAGCUCCAGCUGAACAGAGCCCAGCAGAUGACGGGAGCUGCGGUCCAGACCUACCUCCUGGAGAAAACGCGUGUGGCUUGUCAGGCCUCCAAUGAGAGGAACUUCCACAUCUUCUACCAGAUUUGCAAAGGAGCCACCAAGGAUGAAAGGCUCCAGUGGUACCUCCCUGAGGGAGCUGCCUUCUCCUGGCUACCCAAUCCAGAAAACAACUUGGAAGAGGAUUGUUUCGAGUUGACCAGAGAGGCCAUGCUCCAUUUGGGCAUCGACACCCCCACCCAGAACAACAUCUUUAAGGACUUCAAGCCUCACAGGACCAUAUCCAAGGAGCUGGCCAUCACUGUCCUAGCUGGACUACUGCACCUUGGCAAUGUCCAUUUUACUGACUCAGAAGAUGAAGCCCAGCCCUGCCAACUAAUGGAUGGUACCAAGGUCUCUGUCAGGACAUCAGCCUCACUGCUGCACCUCCAAGAGGACUUGCUGCUGGAGACUAUGCAGAUUCGAACCAUCAAGGCAGGCAAGCAGCAGCAGGUAUUCCGGAAGCCCUGCUCCCGAGCUGAGUGUGACACCCGCAGAGACUGUCUGGCCAAACUGAUCUAUGCACGGCUUUUCAACUGGCUGGUAUCAGUGAUCAACAGCAGCAUCUGUGCAGACUCCAGCUCGUGGACUGCCUUCAUAGGUCUGCUAGAUGUGUAUGGGUUUGAGUCAUUCCCUGACAACAGUCUGGAACAGUUGUGCAUCAACUAUGCCAAUGAGAAGCUACAGCAGCACUUUGUGGCUCACUACCUCAAGGCCCAGCAGGAGGAAUAUGCAGUUGAGGGACUGGAGUGGUCAUUUGUCAACUACCAAGACAACCAGACCUGUUUAGAUCUCCUGGAGGGGAGCCCCAUCAGCAUCUGUUCCCUCAUAAAUGAGGAAUGCCGCCUCAAUCGGCCGAGCAGUGCAGCACAACUACAGUCACGCAUCGAGAGUGCUCUGGCAGGCAAGCCCUGCCUCGGCCAUAAUAAGCUCAGCCGGGAGCCCAGCUUUGUGGUUGUGCAUUUUGCAGGACCUGUACGGUACCACACGGAAGGCCUGGUGGAAAAGAACAAGGACCCUGUUCCCCCUGAACUGACUGGACUCCUGCAGCAGUCCCAAGACCCUCUGCUCAUGAUGCUAUUUCCUGAUAACCCUGAAGAGAAGACCCAGGAGGAGCUGUCUGGCCAGAGCAGGGUUCCUGCAUUGACUGUGGUGUCCAAGUUCAAGGCCUCACUGGAACAGCUCCUGCAGGUCCUACAUAGCACAACACCCCACUACAUUCGCUGUAUCAAGCCCAACAGCCAGAGUAAGCCACAGACCUUCCUCCAGAAAGAGGUCCUGAGCCAGUUGGAGGCCUGUGGCCUUGUGGAGACCAUCCACAUCAGUGCUGCUGGCUUUCCCAUCCGGGUAUCUCACCAGAACUUUGUGGAACGAUAUAAACUGCUGAGAAGGCUCCGACCUCGCACGUCCUCUGGCCUCCAGGGCCUGUGUCCUGCCAGAGGGCCCUCUGAGCAGCCUCUGUGUGCCAAGGAUGCCACGCUGCAACCCCCACUACAGGACAUUCUCCAUGCUCUGCCAGCUUUAAUUCAGACAGCAACCACUCCCAGUGACCCAGCUGAGACCACACAAGUCCCACUGUACUGUGGCAGGACAAAGAUUUUCAUGACUGACUCCAUGCUAGAGCUUCUGGAAUGUGGGCGUGCCCAAAUGUUGGAGCAGUGUGCCCGCUGCAUCCAGUGUGGCUGGAGGCGGCACCAGCUCCAAAAGCAGAAGAAACAGAGGCAGGCCGCAGUGCUCAUUCAGGCAGCUAUUCGGUCCUGGUUAACUCGGAAACACAUCCAAAGGUUACACAUAGCUGCCACAGUCAUCAAGCGUGCAUGGCAUAAGUGGAGAAUCAGAAUGGCCUGUCUUGCCGCUAAAGAACUGGAUGGUAUGGAGGAGAAACCCAUGACUCAAACUCCCAGUUCCCUGAGUUCCUCGCUGCCCCCAGCACACACUAACCUACUGGGGGCAAUAAUCCACCUCUGGCCCCUGGGACUGGUGCUAGCCAACUCAGCUGUGGGUGUGCGGGGCUUUCAGAGGAAACUGGUGGCCUAUGCCUGCCUCCGGCUUCCCUCGAGCAGCCCCAGCAACAACAUCCAGACAGCACAAGAUCAGGCUGGAAUCACAUCCAUAAGAGCACUGCCUCAGGGCUCCAUUAAGUUUCACUGCAGAAAGUCUCCACUUCAGUAUGCUGACAUCUGCCCUGAACCUUCAGCCUCUAGUGUUUCUGGUUUUAAUCAGAUUCUGCUAGAAAGAAACAGGCCAGUCCAAGUGUGAUUCUUCUACCCCCACCUGCCUACGUGAUCUUUAGUGCCUUUGUUUCUACAAGGCCAUUUCCUGCCAGCUGCCUUGCCAAAGACAUCUGAUCAACACACAACUGCCAAGCUAUUCCCACAGCGACUCUGACUGCACGCGCAAGCAACAGUUCCUGUCUGUGAGCCAGGGCUUGGCGGUCAGAGGACCAGCCAGCCAGGACUAUGGUUUUAGUACUGGCAGGAUCUGGGGGGUGACAGUUAACAAACCAGGAUUGGGGCCACAACGUCCCAGCUUACUGUAUUCAGGCUCAGCAGAUGUGGCUGUCCAUCCAGAAUGUUGUCACAACAGCAAGAUGGACACUAAGAGAUAGAUACUAAGUCAUCCACAAGCACUUUAAAGGGGCCAAAUCACCCUACAAUUGGCUCUAAUUUUGGCUGGGGAAGAACUUACAUAUAGUUCAUUAAGGAACAAUACUAUUUAAUAAACUGAUUUAUUUAAUGUAACCAA
Messenger RNA from Cricetulus griseus (Chinese hamster), 4043 nucleotides. Lineage: Eukaryota; Metazoa; Chordata; Mammalia; Rodentia; Cricetidae. The record is from RefSeq and is a predicted model, not a curated record.